This is a messenger RNA of Penicillium alfredii, 396 nucleotides long. RefSeq lists its product as uncharacterized. Bases 1 to 396 code for a protein of 131 amino acids. The transcript has a single exon. NCBI's taxonomy places the organism in Eukaryota, Fungi, Ascomycota, Eurotiomycetes, Eurotiales, Aspergillaceae. The record is from RefSeq and is a predicted model, not a curated record.
AUGGGUGUCGGCGGCACGUAUGAGCUCCCACGGCGCGGAGUCACAAUCGAAGGGGUGCAUCUCACUGGGACGAUACCGUGGAUGAUACGGUGGGACAAAGAUCCGUCCAAGGGCGUGCAUAUCAACGCGGUCUGGGGCAAAGGCCGGGAUCGAGUCAAAGUGGCAUAUCAGUUCCAUCGGGAGAGCGAUGGCCAGGAUAUCGAGGGGUGGAAUGAGUUUAAAAAAGGCGUUAAGUCUUUGAACAAAGCUACAAAGAUCAAGACCUAUAAACAGCGCACUGAUGAGGAAAACAACACACAUAAGGUUGUGUUCAAGGAUGGUGGGAAUCAGGAGGAUGCUGUCAAGGCGAUUGUUGAAAAGUGGACGUCGCUGAUCGGCACACCAUCACCUUGUUAG